Rhipicephalus sanguineus (brown dog tick) is the source of this 727-nucleotide messenger RNA. Its product is annotated as piggyBac transposable element-derived protein 4-like. The transcript has a single exon. Bases 1 to 672 code for a protein of 223 amino acids. The record is from RefSeq and is a predicted model, not a curated record. Lineage: Eukaryota; Metazoa; Arthropoda; Arachnida; Ixodida; Ixodidae.
AUGCCAGAUGAAUUCAAGAAACUCAAGAUGAAAAAAGGUGAAUGCAAAGCUCUCUUUGCACGAGGCAUCAUGGCUCUGACAUGGCAAGAUAAAAAGCAAGUAACUAUGCUCUCUACCUUGCACAAUGCAGCUAAUGUGACCGAUUCAGGAAAGAAGGGUCGCCAGAACGGCUUGCCAGUUUUGAAACCGCAAGUUGUACUUGAUUACAACCGAGGCAUGGGAGGAGUUGAUCACAAGGACCAACCACUCGCUUCCUUUCCCAUCAUGAGAAGAUAUGCGAAAGGCUACAAGAAAAUCUUCUUUUACAUUAUGGACAUCACUGUUUAUAACAGCUAUGCUCUAUUUGUCAAAGCAACUGGCAAGCGGCUCCACUACACUGAUUGGAAGGUCAAUCUCGCUGAGGCCAUUUUCGAAGAGACCACUCUGCCCCUCUACCAUGAUCGAAGAAACCCGCCUGUAGCGGCCUCACCAAUGCGCCUACAAGCCGCCGAAUGGGCUCAUUUUCCUCGCCACAUCCUGCCAAACAAAGUCAAGCAAAAUCCAUCAAGACUUUGCUUAGUUUGUAAGGCACACGGCAAAAAGUCCGAGAGCCGAUGGGAGUGUGAAAAAUGUGAAGUUGCUCUUCACAUGCCCGUGUGCUUUAAACUUUUUCACAGACGAAAGUCAUACUGAAGCACCUGAUGCAGUCAAGCAUUGUUAAGCAAAUAAAACAAAGUUUGCUAUUCUA